AUGCGAUUGCGGGUUGAUGUAUGUCGAGCGAUAGUGCUAACUUCUCUAGUCUGGAUGCUCCUUGAUGUAACUAUACUAUUUUAUGUUCUCGACACAGGUACUACUAAAAUCGCGACAACCAAAGCUGCAUUGAAAUUACGAGGUGAUCGUCGCUCUGAUGAUGAUUUUAGGACAGAUUCGAGAGAUUUUGUUGAUCAAGAAGUAGCAAAUGAACUAGAAAAACUGCUUAAAAAUUUAACAUUUGAAAGGAAUGGACCAGGUGAAAUGGGUAGUGCAGUAGUCAUUGAUAAAUCCAGGCAGGAAGAGCGCGAUCGAAAAUUCAAAGAAAAUCAGUUUGAUGUAAUGGCUUCAGACAUGAUAUCUAUUAACAGGACAUUACCCGACUAUCGCUCAUCAAAGUGUCGUGAAGUUGCUCGAAAAUAUAACACAGCUAAUUUUUCUCCUACAUCAAUAGUAAUAGUUUUUCAUAAUGAAGCAUGGAGUACACUGCUUCGUACAUUACAUUCCAUAUUAAAUCGAAGUCCACGUUAUCUGAUCGAAGAAAUUGUUCUUAUUGAUGAUUUCUCUAAUCGAACGUAUUUGCAAAAGCCUCUUGAUUUGUAUAUCAAAAGAUUCCCACUUCCCGUUCAUCUUAUUCAUUUACCAGAACGUUCAGGACUUAUUCGAGCACGUUUGCAUGGUGCAAAGGUUGCAAAAGGAAGAGUUCUCGUGUUUCUCGACGCACAUGUAGAAGUGUCGGAGGGCUGGUUAGAACCGUUGCUUGACCGUAUAUCAGCAGAUCGGAAACGUGUCGUAGCACCAAUCAUUGAUGUUAUUUCAGAUGAAAAUUUCGAAUAUAUAACAGCGUCUGAUGUUACAUGGGGUGGUUUCAAUUGGCAUCUUAAUUUUCGAUGGUAUUCGGUACCAAUGCGAGAAAUGGAGCGACGUGGCCACGAUCGUUCAAUUCCUCUGCAAACUCCAACUAUUGCUGGAGGAUUGUUUGCGAUUGAUCGGCAAUUUUUCUACGACAUCGGUUCAUAUGAUGAGGGAAUGGAAGUUUGGGGUGGCGAAAAUCUUGAAAUUUCUUUUAGGGUUUGGAUGUGUGGUGGUAGUUUGGAGAUUCACCCUUGUUCUCGAGUUGGCCAUGUAUUUCGAAAACAAACUCCGUAUUCUUUCCCCGGUGGUACUGCAAAAGUGAUUAAUAAAAAUGCUGCUCGUACUGCUGAAGUGUGGAUGGAUGAAUAUAAGGAAAUAUUUUACAGCAUGGUGCCAAUUGCCAGAACCAUAAAUCUUGGAGAUUUAACAGAGAGAAGAAUACUGCGGGAAAACUUACAAUGCAAAACUUUCCGAUGGUAUCUUGAGAAUAUUUAUCCGGAAUCUACCAUUCCAAUAAAUUUCGUCAGUUUAGGACAGAUAAAGAAUGUAGCAAAAAUGAAAUGCAUGGAUACAGUAGGUCGACCAUUUGGAGAAUUUCCAGAACUGUUCCCUUGCCAUGGCAAGGGCGGUAAUCAGUUAUGGUCAUACACUGCAAACAAUGAAAUUCGCUCAGAUGAAACUUGCAUCGGGCUUACGGAAAAAGGUAUUACAAUGAAAAAGUGUUCGUCUUCUGAACCAUCAAAGGAUAUGUUGUUCGACUAUAAUGCAAUAUCGCUUACGUUGAAGCAUCGAAAAACUGGUUUAUGUUUGCAAGCAGUUGAAACGAAAAUAGAAUUAGGUUUUUGUGUUGAUGAUGAGGACAGCCAAAAAUGGAAAUUAGGAGGAUUCAGUCCGCAGAAAUUGUGA
This is a messenger RNA of Thelazia callipaeda (thelaziosis nematode), 1761 nucleotides long. Lineage: Eukaryota; Metazoa; Nematoda; Chromadorea; Rhabditida; Thelaziidae. The record is from the annotation of a GenBank genome assembly.